Messenger RNA from Symbiodinium natans, 861 nucleotides. The record is from the annotation of a GenBank genome assembly. Lineage: Eukaryota; Dinophyceae; Suessiales; Symbiodiniaceae.
AUGUCUGCCACAGAAGUCAAGCUCUUCGGGAAGUGGACCUACGAAGAUGUCAUGCUGUCCGACCUCAGUUUGGUUGACUACAUCGCAGUGAACAAGGCUGCCCAGUCCUUCCUUCCGCACACGCAGGGGCGGUAUCAGAUGAGGCGAUUCCGCAAGGCCCUGUGCCCCAUUGUGGAGCGCCUUUGCUGCUCAAUCAUGAUGCAUGGAAGGAACAACGGCAAGAAGCUCAUGGCCGUGCGCAUUGUCAAGCAUGCCUUCGAGAUCAUUCACCUCCUCACCGACAAGAACCCCAUCCAGGUCUUCGUGGAUGCCGUCAAGAAUGGCGGUCCUCGUGAGGACUCCACGCGAGUCGGAUCCGCGGGCGUUGUGCGACGACAGGCAGUUGAUGUGUCUCCUCUGCGUCGGGUGAACCAGGCCAUCUACCUUAUCUGCACGGGAGCCCGCAACAGCGCCUUCCGCAAUAUCAAGUCUAUCUCCGAAUGCCUGGCGGAUGAGAUCAUGAACGCCGCCAAAGAGUCGUCCAACAGUGACCUGGCAGCACAACUUGCGGUUUCGGCUGCCACCUUCCAACGCAUGAUUGCCCAGGAUGCGUGGAAGUUUCUAAAGUACAUGUGGGUGAACUCGGUCGCCUCUGACAUUCCACCACUUACCCACCCGUGGGCUUGGGGGCUCCCAGUCACUGCCAGCCUGACCUUUUCGCAAGGCUAUGCCAUCAAGAAGAAGGCCUGUUUUGCUGCAAAAGUUAGCUUUCUGCAUCGCAUUAACGAACACGUGCUGGAAGAAUUUUACAAGGACUAUCGAGUGGAUGAUGCUGCCAUGCACGUGGGCGAAAGCGCGGCAAGGGUGAUUUUACUACAUUGA